AUGUCUGCAGCAGCCCACCCGGACAUUCGUCCAAUGGUGAUUGCUUGCGGAGUGUCCAUGGUUUCUAUCGGUGGUAUCCUUGGCCCAAUAAUUGGAGGCGCAUUGACAGAACAUGCGGGCUGGCGCUGGUUGCUUCAUGUGCCGGAACAUGAUGCCAAACCGCCAGUGACAUCCAUACUCUCCAAGCUUCCACAAAAGCUCGAUCUCAUGGCCUUUGCGCUAUUUGCUCCGUCUUGCAUCAUGUUCCUGAUUGCUAUUAGUUGGGGCGGGACUAUCUAUCCAUGGGGCUCAGCUAAAGUAAUUGGGCUUCUCUGUGGCGGACUUGCCGUAUUUACUCUAUUUCCUGUAUGGUGUGCCUACCGUGGCGAGGAAGCUCUCAUACCCUUUAGCCUAGUUCGGCGUAAUACCGUCCUCGUUGCCUCUUUAGUCUCCGGUCUCCUUGGAGGCGCCUCUAUGAUGGUGGGCUACUAUCUUCCGUUAUGGUUCCAGGCCAUCAAAGGAGCAUCUCCAGGGUCUAGCGGUGUGAUGAUGCUCCCAAUGAUGCUUAGUCAAAUCGUUGGCUCACUUCUUUCUGCGGUUCUUCUUCGGAAGUUGCAUUAUAUGCCUCCAUGGGCGAUUUUUGGUUGCUUAUUGGGCUCCAUCGGUGCGGGACUCAUGCUUACUUUCGACGUAAAUACUGGUUCGGCCCAGUGGAUUGGAUACCAGGUUAUUGCGGGAUUCGGACGCGGAAUAGCUUUGAAUAUGCCUUUUAUCGCAGUUCAGGAGGAGCUAUCUGGAGCGGCGAUGGCAAUUGCGUCCUCUAUGAUCACCCUCACCCAAUAUCUAGCCGCAUCUCUCUGCAUAUCAGCAGCCCAGGCAGUCUUCGUGAACGAGCUAAUACCAGCUGUGGAAAGGCACGCCCCAAAUAUAGAUCCCCGAUCGAUCAUCCGGGCAGGGGCAACUGGGUUUGUGAAAAUGGUGCGACCUGAGCAACUCUUGGCUGUCCGAACUGCCUACAAUGAUGCCUUGGUGAAGAUUUUUUUUAUUCCAACUGCCACUGCCGCCGGAGCAUCAUUCCUGAGCUUGGGAUUUUCAUGGAAGGAUGUUGGAGCUGAAAGCAAGAAGAAAUCAGACACUGAUAAAGCUUAA
Molecule: messenger RNA, 1128 nt
Organism: Uncinocarpus reesii 1704
Lineage: Eukaryota; Fungi; Ascomycota; Eurotiomycetes; Onygenales; Onygenaceae
Exons: 5
Coding region: 1-1128 (375 amino acids)
Biological process (GO): transmembrane transport
Molecular function (GO): transmembrane transporter activity
Source: RefSeq, a predicted model, not a curated record